GACUUAACCAAUACUUCUCUUCUUAUUCUUCUUUUCAGACUCUCUUUUAGGAUUUAUUUAGAUGUCAACUCAUCAAAAUAAGCAUGGAGAAAAGGUUAACAUGGAGGUAUCAAAGCUCAAUUUUGUUAGAGAUGGAGCCACUAGAUUGCCACCAGGGUUCAGGUUUCAACCGACCGAUCAAGAGAUUGUGUUUCAGUAUCUGAUUCGCAAAGUCUUCUCGUGCCCUCUUCCGGCUUCGAUCGUCCCUGAAAUAGCCAACAUUUGUAAAUUUAAUCCUUGGGACUUGCCUGGGGAUUGGGAGCAAGAUAGGUACUUCUUCAGCAGGAACGAAGCCAAGUAUGGCAAUGGGCACAGAUCAAAUCGAGCAAGCAAUGACGGAUAUUGGAAAGCAACCGGUCUGGACAAACAGAUCACAAGGUGUUGCAAUAACUCGAGAAAAAAAGAGAUCAUAACGGGGAUGAAGAAAACACUUGUUUUCUACAAAGGCAAGGCUAUGCAUGGGGAAUCAACCACAAGGACUUAUUGGAUUAUGCAUGAAUACCGUCUUGUUCAUUCAACUUACUCGCCAAAAACCAGCUCCAGUGAUAAGAGAUGUUGGAUUCAAAUGGGAAAUUGGGUUCUAUGUCACAUUUUCUUGAACAAAAGAAGUAGAAAAGUAGGAGUUGCAGAUGGGAAGACUAUAUCAAGUGGUUUAACUCCACAGAAAGAGCUUCUGCAUCAUGGUUUUAUGAUAAGUAAUGAUGGGACUAAUGUCAAAUAUGAACCAUCAUCAUCACCAUCCGAAUCAUCUUCAUCGUCUUGUGGUUCCAGUGUGGUGACUCAUGAAGUUUCUUCAGAUAGAAAGUCAUUACAACAUGAUGAUAACAAGAAUAAUGUAGCCACUUAAUGUAGCUUUAACUUUGCUUCAAUUGUUAAAUUUUAGGGGUUUCUUUUGUAUUCCGGUAUUUUAUUCUUGUGGUUACAAUAAAAUAUGAGAUGCUCUAUUUUUUUUU
Molecule: messenger RNA, 992 nt
Organism: Helianthus annuus (common sunflower)
Lineage: Eukaryota; Viridiplantae; Streptophyta; Magnoliopsida; Asterales; Asteraceae
Product: NAC domain-containing protein 83
Exons: 3
Coding region: 62-886 (274 amino acids)
Biological process (GO): regulation of DNA-templated transcription
Molecular function (GO): DNA binding
Source: RefSeq, a predicted model, not a curated record